Messenger RNA from Pseudocercospora fijiensis CIRAD86, 942 nucleotides. RefSeq lists its product as uncharacterized. The record is from RefSeq and is a predicted model, not a curated record. NCBI's taxonomy places the organism in Eukaryota, Fungi, Ascomycota, Dothideomycetes, Mycosphaerellales, Mycosphaerellaceae. Bases 1 to 942 code for a protein of 313 amino acids. Gene Ontology annotation, molecular function: transmembrane transporter activity. Gene Ontology annotation, biological process: transmembrane transport. The transcript is spliced from 2 exons.
AUGGUAGAGAGAGAGCCCUGCCGAGCUGUGAUCUACGGCCACGAGAAUGAGCAAGGCAGCCCCAAUGAAGCGGCCACUCCGGUAGUCAGUGACGAAAAGAAGACACCUGACAGUCCAAAAGUCCAGGAGGAACCUGAGAUUGAGCUUCCAGUCCAAACUGAGAAGAAGUCGUACCUUGACAAGAUCAAGCUUAUCCGAAAAGUCGAUCUUAAGAAAGAGAACCAUUUGGCCGGGAUGGCUUGGCGACCACUGGUAUUCAUGACCUUCCCAGUUAUCUUCUAUGCGGGAUUCUCGUACGGUUCCAACCUCUGCUGGUUCAAUGUGCUGAACGCAACAUCCUCACUCGUGCUCGCCAACUCUCCUUACAACUUCUCGCCGAGCAUGGUUGGCGUCACCUACGUAUCUCCUUUGGUCGGCACAGCCAUUGCAAGUGCUUAUACUGGCUGGGUGGGUGAUAAAGUGCUAAUUGCACUCGCGAGGCGAAACAAAGGUAUCCUUGAGCCAGAGCACCGCCUGUGGUUAUUUUUGCCGCACACGCUGCUUUUGCCUUUUGCCUUAAUCUUAUGGGGCGUCGGCGCUGCCCACCACAUCCACUGGUUCGGGUGCGUAUUUGCAAUGGGCGUCAUUGCUCUCACAAACGUCAUCGGCCUCCAGCUCUCGAUCUCAUAUUGCAUUGACAGCUACAAGGAUCUCGGCGCAGAAGCCAUUGUGACAGUCAUCCUCGUGCGAAACACUAUGUCGUUUGCUGUCAAUUACGGAACCACUCCUUGGGUGACGAAUAUGGGUCUUCGGAAUGCCUUCAUUUUGGCAGCAUUCGUGGGAAUGGCUCAGAGUGCAUCGCUCCUGGUCAUGGUCAAGUAUGGCAACACUCCGCGUAGGAGCAAAGGACCGAGAUAUGUCAAAUAUGUGGAGCAGAUGGCGAGUGCUGGUGUUGUUCAUUAG